Messenger RNA from Mytilus trossulus (common blue mussel), 765 nucleotides. RefSeq lists its product as uncharacterized. The record is from RefSeq and is a predicted model, not a curated record. Bases 1 to 765 code for a protein of 254 amino acids. The transcript is spliced from 4 exons. Lineage: Eukaryota; Metazoa; Mollusca; Bivalvia; Mytilida; Mytilidae.
AUGAUAUCCAAUGCUCCAAUUUUUGCAAAUCAACCUCAACCAGUACAAACAGAUGUCCACAUAUCACGGAUAAGAUCACUCCGGAUCCUUGGUGGAGCACAGAUUGGUCUUGGUGUCAUUUGUGUUAUCCUUGGAAUUGUUGGAGUUAUUCUAAGUAACACCAACAGUAACAGUAAUUGCAGUUAUGAUUAUCUGUAUGGAUAUGAUCAAUACUAUUAUUGCAGGGAUUCAAGCGGUAUCUUCGUAUUGUAUUUGAUUUGCAUUGCUUUUUCAGGUUGGUUUCUACUGACAGGUUGUUUACCUUUAUGCAUGACAGAACAACGACAAUCAAGCUGGAAAUGUUUAACCGUAGCGUUUCUGGUUUGUAAUAUAUUGUCAGCUGUUGUAUUUUCGUCCACUGUGUUUUCUUUAGCAAUUGUCGGAUCCCUUAUUCAGCAAAGUGUCAUAUAUAUCCACACAGCACAACCUGGAAUGAUACAUAACAUGCCAAACACAAGAAUUCUUACAGGGAACCAAUACGAAUACGAUCAACUAUGGAAGCCCGAAAUGGCGGGAUAUAAUGGUCAAAAGCCGGCUAAUAUAACAAAUAACCAACAACAACCAAGUCAUUUGCAAGGAAAUCAAAUUCUAAUACCAGACUACCAUGGACAACAACCACAACCAUUUACAAUGGCUUACCAGCAACAGAACAUAAACGCGCAACAAUUGGUAUAUUCACCCGAAGCUGCUGGGUAUACGACUAUUCAAGAAGUUGAUAAUAAUUAG